CGGUUCCAUGAUGUCAGUCUCUUAUGGGAUCUUUCUUAUUUUUUGCCGGUCACAGGUACGACCCGCCUCCCUCGUGACGGAGAGGUGCCAGGAGUAGAUUACAAUUUCUUGUCAGUGGAUGAGUUUCUCAAGCUUGAACAGAGUGGGACACUGUUGGAGAUCGGAUCUUACGAAGGUAACUAUUAUGGAACACCCAAGCCGCCCAGCCAGCCCCCUAGUGGGAAAGUGAUUACUGGCGAUGCUCUGCAAGACAGCCUUCCUGGUUCCCAGCCGUCGACCCCACGCCGAACCAAGUCCUACAAUGAGAUGCAAAAUGCUGGAAUAGUGCCUACAGAGACUGAGGAUGAUGAUGAGGUUCCUGAAAUGAACAGUAGCUUCACAGGAGACUCGAGUGAACUGGAAGACCACCCCUCUGUGCGGCCCUUCCCCCGCGACUACGUUCAACCCUACAGGCUCAACAACACCUCGGCGUCAACCACGGAGAGCUCUCAGAACACACUCACACACCCCGGCUAUCCCACGGAAGAGGACCCUCUGGGGCCUCUGCCCGAAAACUGGGAGAUGGCCUACACUGAGAGCGGAGAGGUCUACUUUAUAGACCACAACACAAAGACAACAUCCUGGAUAGAUCCCCGAUGCCUGGACAAACCUCAGAAACCCCUGGAGGAAUGUGAAGAUGAUGAAGGGGUACAUACAGAGGAAUUGGACAAUGAGCUAGAGCUGCCCUCAGGCUGGGAGAAAAUUGAUGAUCCAGUGUACGGGGUGUAUUAUGUUGACCAUAUUAACAGGAAGACGCAGUAUGAAAACCCAAUUCUGGAGGCUAAAAGGAAGAAGCAACUGGAGCAGUCUCAGCCCGCUGAAGAAUGGAUAGAGGAGCAUUCGCCAGGAGCACCGCUAGCAAGCUAUGCUGCUAACCACCAAGAGACUUACAGAGAACCCGGCAUCGCCCCUCCACUAGCACCCCAACUGGGGGCUAAACGAGGGAAGCCAUUUUUCACAAGGAACCCUGCAGAACUAAAGGGGACAUUCAUUAACACCAAGCUGAAGAAGAGUAGGCGUGGGUUUGGCUUCACCGUGGUAGGAGGAGACGAACCAGACGAGUUCCUGCAGAUUAAGAGUCUGGUGCUUGAUGGACCAGCCGCUCUAGAUGGAAAGAUGGAAACAGGUGACGUUAUCGUGAGUGUGAACGACACUUGCGUGUUGGGUUACACACAUGCCCAGGUUGUGAAGAUAUUCCAGUCCAUCCCUAUCGGUUCUAUGGUCGACCUUGAACUUUGCCGUGGCUACCCCUUACCCUUUGACCCCGAUGACCCCAACACCAGCCUGGUGACUUCUGUGGCCAUUCUGGACAAGGAGCCCAUCAUUGUCAAUGGAAAAGAAAGCUACGAUUCGCCAUCAAGCCACGGGAGUGAAACUACAGUUGGCGGUGGUAGUUUGAAUGGCUCCAGCGACCCACCUCGCCCCAACAGCCCUUCAGCAGAGGUGGCUUCCAAUGGCUCUCACGGUUAUCCCAGCGACGUGGUGACAUUGGCAUCUUCGAUCGCAACUCAACCCGAGCUCAUUACUGUCCACAUGGAGAAGGGUGACAAAGGAUUUGGCUUCACAAUAGCAGACAGCCCGUCUGGGGGAGGCCAGCGAGUGAAGCAGAUAGUGGAUUACCCACGAUGCAGAGGCCUGAGGGAGGCUGACAUCAUCGUGGAGGUUAACAAGAGGAAUGUGCAGAACCUGACGCACAAUCAGGUGGUCGAUCUGCUCAGCAAGUGCCCUAAAGGCAGUGAGGUGACCAUGCUGGUGCAAAGAGGUGAGCUCUAAAGGAAAUUAUGAUUU
Molecule: messenger RNA, 1827 nt
Organism: Carassius auratus (goldfish)
Lineage: Eukaryota; Metazoa; Chordata; Actinopteri; Cypriniformes; Cyprinidae
Product: membrane-associated guanylate kinase, WW and PDZ domain-containing protein 1-like
Exons: 10
Biological process (GO): signal transduction
Cellular component (GO): cytoplasm; cell-cell junction
Molecular function (GO): protein binding
Source: RefSeq, a predicted model, not a curated record